Molecule: messenger RNA, 779 nt
Organism: Physcomitrium patens
Lineage: Eukaryota; Viridiplantae; Streptophyta; Bryopsida; Funariales; Funariaceae
Product: small ribosomal subunit protein uS9
Biological process (GO): maturation of SSU-rRNA from tricistronic rRNA transcript (SSU-rRNA, 5.8S rRNA, LSU-rRNA); translation
Cellular component (GO): ribosome; cytosolic small ribosomal subunit
Molecular function (GO): RNA binding; structural constituent of ribosome
Source: RefSeq, a predicted model, not a curated record
UCCUCCGCCCUCAUUGAAACUCUCUUUGCGUCUCGCUGCGUAGCGUCACAGCCCCACAGCUCGGGUCGAGGAUUAGACCAUCGACAAUGGCCACCCCCACGGAGUCAGUGCAAUGUUUUGGCCGGAAGAAGACGGCUGUGGCCGUGACCUACUGCAAGAAGGGCAGAGGUUUGAUUAAAAUCAACGGGUGUCCUAUCGAGCUCGUGGAGCCCGAGAUUCUCCGAUACAAGGCGUUCGAGCCCGUGUUGCUCUUGGGAAGGCAGAAGUUCGCUGGUGUGGACAUGCGCAUUCGCGUCAAGGGCGGAGGUCACACCUCGCAGAUUUACGCCAUCAGGCAGAGCAUUGCCAAGGCGCUUGUGGCGUACUUUCAGAAGUACGUAGACGAGCAGUCGAAGAAGGAGAUUAAGGAUGUGCUUCUGAGGUACGACAGGACUUUGCUUGUGGCUGACCCCCGCCGCUGCGAGCCGAAGAAGUUUGGUGGUCGUGGUGCUCGCUCUCGUUUCCAGAAGUCUUACCGUUAAGCGGCGGGUCGAUUGGAGUGUUUACAGUGGUCGUGGGGGCGGUGUACGUGAUUCGUUGUCUCUGGUAGGGGGUUUUUUCCGGAGUUUUAGGUUUGGAUCACCCAAAAGCUGUGUUCGUGGAUCAUAUUUUUUCUGGAACGUUCCGUCUGCCGAAAUGUUUAGAGCUGUCUGACCUAAAACUGGAAACGGAGCCUCCCUUGUUUUUCUUGCCUAUGCCUCAUUCAGGAUGGAAACACUGCCUCCUUUACUUUAGCCUUA